AUGCAGGGUGAAGAGAGACUCCAGAUCCUGGUGGGGAUGGAAGGUGACAGCUUCCCGCUGAUGGAGAUGGGUGCUUCUGAGCCUGAUCCUCCUGACCAGUGGGACUACGUCCUUGUGGCCGAUCAUCGCACCCAGACAAACCCCAGGCAGGUCUACCAGCAGCAGCAAUUCCUGAAGGACCUCAAAGGAAAGGGCUUCCAAUACAAGGUGAGGAAGGACCAGGAGAAGGUGUUCUUUGGAAUCAGAGCCGACAAUAGGAUCUUCAGCCUGUACCAGAUGCUCCUCAUGGAGCCCAAGGGUCCAGCCCCCAGAGUGGAGACAACCAGGUCGAUCCCCAUCCCAGACACCACCAGCCUCAGAAUCCGAAUCGUCGACUUCAUCCUGAACAGCAAGACGAAAGCCGGUGACACAUUCCAGGACUUGGUGAAGGAUGGGGUCUUUGAGACCAGGUUUCCCGUGCACAAGGGGGAGGAAAACCUGAAGAAGAAAUGGGCCCGGUGGAGAAACAUGGUCCAUGAGCAGCCCAUUGAUGAUAUCAGGAACUACUUCGGCGAGAAGGUGGCCCUGUACUUCGCCUGGCUCGGCUGGUACACCUACAUGCUGGUCCCCGCCGCGGUGGUGGGCCUCACGGUCUUCCUGAGCGGCCUCUCGCUGUUCAACGCCAGCCAGAUCAGCAAGGAGAUCUGUGAGGCCCACGACGUCUUCAUGUGCCCACGCGGCGACCACGGCCGCAGGUACCAGCGCCUCUCGGACACCUGCACCUUUGCCAAGCUCACCCACCUCUUUGACAACGAGGGCACUGUGAUAUUUGCCAUCUUCAUGGCUCUGUGGGCCACGGUGUUCCUGGAGUUCUGGAAGAGGCAGCGAGCCCGCGUGGUGCUGCACUGGGACCUGUACGGGUGGGAUGAAGACCAGGAGGAAGUGGCGCUUGAGCUCAUUAACUGCCCCGACUACAAGCUCCAGCAGCACCAGCACUCCUACAUGAGAAGCACCAUCAUCCUCGCCCUGUCCCUGUUCAUGAUCUGCCUCAUGAUCGGCAUGGCCCACGUCCUGGUGGUCUACCGUGUCCUGGCUGCCGCUCUCUUCAGCAACUCGGCCUUGCCCUUCCUGGAGGAGCAGGUGACCACGGCCGUGGUGGUGACCGGGGCCCUGGUGCACUAUGUGACCAUCCUCAUCAUGACUAAGAUCAACAAGUGUGUGGCCCUGAAACUUUGUGACUUUGAGAAGUCCCGGACCUUCUCGGAGCGAGAGAGCAAGUUCACCGUCAAGUUCUUCACUCUGCAGUUCUUUGCACACUUCUCCUCACUUGUCUACAUCGCCUUCAUCCUGGGCAGGAUCAACGGUCACCCUGGGAAGUCCGUGCGCCUGGCGGGCCUGUGGAAGCUGGAGGAGUGCCACCUCAGCGGAUGCAUGAUGGACCUAUUUGUGCAGAUGGCCAUCAUCAUGGGCCUGAAACAGACGCUCAGCAACUGCAUGGAGUACCUGGGCCCGUGGCUGGCCCACAAGUAUCGCUCAAUGCGGGGCAGCGAGUCCCAGGACCCCGAGCUGAGGAACUGGCAGCGCAACUAUCGCCUGAACCCAGUCAACACCUUCAGCCUGUUUGACGAGUUCAUGGAAAUGAUGAUCCAGUACGGCUUCACCACCAUCUUUGUGGCCGCCUUCCCGCUGGCUCCGCUGCUCGCACUCUUCAGUAACCUCGUGGAGAUCCGCCUGGACGCCAUCAAGAUGGUUAGGCUGAGGCGACGCCUGGUGCCACGCAAGGCCAAGGACAUCGGGACCUGGCUGCAGGUGCUGGAGACCAUUGGCGUGCUGGCGGUCAUUGCCAACGGGAUGGUCAUCGCCUUCACAUCUGAGUUCAUCCCCAGAGUGGUAUACAAGUACCGCUAUGGCCCAUGCCGAGGGGGGGCCCACUCUUCUGUCGACUGCCUCACUGGCUACAUCAACCACAGUCUGUCCGUGUUUCACACCAAGGACUUCCAGGACCCUGUCAAGAUAGAGGGCUCAGAGAACGUCACUGAAUGCAGGUACCGGGACUACCGCAACGCUCAGGACUACAACUUCUCGGAACAGUUCUGGGUCCUCCUGGCCAUCCGCCUGGCCUUUCUCAUCCUCUUUGAGCAUGUGGCCUUGUGCAUCAAGCUCGUGGCCGCCUGGUUCGUGCCUGACGUCCCGCAGUCGGUGAAGAACAGGGUUCUGGAGGAUAAGUACCAGAUGCUGCGGGACAGGAUGUGCUACGGGGGGUCCAGGCUGCAGUGUGAGCCCGGCUUAGGCCCUGGGGCCACCAACGCCACUCCUACCUCCAGCUCCAGCCUCAAGAGCACAGAUGUGUAA
Miniopterus natalensis is the source of this 2331-nucleotide messenger RNA. NCBI's taxonomy places the organism in Eukaryota, Metazoa, Chordata, Mammalia, Chiroptera, Miniopteridae. The record is from RefSeq and is a predicted model, not a curated record.